AUGGACAACGUCGCCGACGUCCUCGCCGAGGCGCAUGCCCUCUAUGCCCGCGCGAACGAGCUGUAUGCCCGAGCCAACCUGACCGCCGGAGCCGCCAACUCGACUUCCAACGGCACAUCCACCUCCACCUCCUCGAGCCACAACGACCGCCCGGCCUCCUUCAAGGUCAUCGGCAUCGCCCUGGCUAUCAGCUCCGGCGCCUUCAUCGGCACGUCGUUUGUCUUAAAAAAGGUUGGCCUGCUGCGCGCCAACGAAAAGUACAACGAGGUGGCCGGCGAGGGCUAUGGCUACCUCAAAAACGUCUUUUGGUGGUCCGGCAUGACCCUCAUGAUUAUCGGCGAGAUUUGCAACUUUGUCGCCUACGCCUUUACCGACGCCAUUCUCGUCACGCCCCUGGGCGCCCUCUCCGUCGUCAUCACCACCAUCCUGUCCGCCAUCUUCCUCAAAGAACGACUCUCCAUGGUCGGCAAGGUCGCCUGUUUCUUGUGCAUUGUCGGCUCUGUUGUUAUUGUCAUGAACGCCCCGCAAGAGUCCUCCGUCGCCAACAUCCAGGAGAUGCAGCAUUUCGUCAUCACCCCCGGCUUUCUGUCGUACGCCGGAGUCAUCUUGGUCGGCUCGGCCGCCACUGCCUUUUGGGCCGGCCCGCGCUGGGGCAAGAAGAACAUGCUGGUCUAUCUGUCCAUCUGCAGCUGGGUCGGCGGCCUGAGUGUCGUCGCCACCCAAGGCCUCGGCUCUGCUAUCGUCGCCCAGGCCGGUGGCACUCCCCAGUUCAACCAGUGGUUCCUAUAUGUGCUCCUGGUGUUUGUCAUUGGCACGCUCCUCACCGAGAUUAUCUUCUUAAAUAAAGCCCUCAACCUCUUUAAUGCCGCCAUGGUCACGCCCACCUACUACGUCUACUUCACCAGCACAACCAUCGUCACCUCAGCCGUCCUCUUCCAGGGUUUCAAGGGCACCGUCACGUCCAUUGUCACCGUUGUCCUCGGCUUCCUGACCAUUUGCUCUGGUGUCGUCCUCCUCCAACUCUCCAAGUCCGCCAAAGACGUACCCGACUCGGCCGUCUUUGCCGGCGACCUCGACCAGAUUCACACCAUUGCCGAGCAAGAACAGCCCGAGUCCGAACCCAAGGCCGACGCCAUCCGCGGCGCCGCCGCAAUUGUGCGUCGCUUCUCCACGGCCCGCCAGAACAUGGAGGUCGCCGAGCUCAAGCGCAUGCACGAAGAAAAGAUGCGCGAGCGUGACGAGCUCGAGGCCAUUGGCGAGGACGGCAAUCCUGUGCCAAACAACGGCGAGCCCCGCCCGCCCAUGUACGAGUGGGACGGCAUUCGCCGCCGCCGCACUACCAUUGGCAGCCAGCGCUCGCGCUCCCAGACCGUCUCCUCCCGACCCUUUACGCCCGGCCCGCCACCCGGCACCGCAGGCUCCGCCACGCCCCACCCGCCUUUGGGCUGGUCGCAUAUGCCGACUGACGAAGAGCUGGCUGCUCUCGAACAGCGCUCCAACACCCCCGGCGUCCUGUCGAGCAUUGCGGGUACGAUCCGCGGGCACGGCUUGGGCGGCCGUGGACGCAGUAUGCUGCUGCCCACCUACAAUGCCGACGCACACGACGACGAGGAGCAGGCCCAGCAAAUGCGGCAGCAAGAGCUGGCACCCAAAGUCCAGAGUCCCAUGCACCCUGUUCAGUUGACGGAAAUAUCGGUCCCGUCGCAACAGCAGCGCGGGCGCAGUGGUAGCGGCGAUGAGGACCGCAGCGAACGGUAUGGACGUGGCUAUGGGCUGCCGUCAGGCAAGACGGAGUAUGUCGGCGCCGCAGGCUACGCCAGCAGUGACGGUGCCAGCAGUAUCGCACCGCCUGACCCGCCACCGCACUCGGCCAAGCGCCAGUUCUCUUUCCAGAACGUGUUCCGGAGACACCAGCAACACGGUGCCAGCGGCGCCAGCACGGUCGACUCCCUUCCCGAAGACGACGAGCACGAUGACUAUGACGAGUACGGAUCGUCGUCCAAUACAGGAGGACACGGGCGCGGCUACCGUCGUGCGCCCGUGACGUCGCGCGGCUACUCGGCACCGCAAGUCAAGGGCUCCACCGAAGAGGAGCGUCUGGGCCUGGUCAAGGGCGACUCUCGGUUGGCGCCUGCCACUCUUCCUACUUAUGAAGAGGAGAUGGAGGGCGACGACGACCAGUACGGCGACACCGCCGACUACGACGAUUAUGACGACACCAAACAGCCCAUGUACGUGGGAACGGCCACCACGGCGACGUCAGCCCGCUACGGACGCGGUAUUACCGGCUCGCCGCCCUCACCACCCAAGGCGGUCGCUGUUGUUGGCGAGAAACGCAGCGGUACCAGCCGAGGUCACGCCGCCAAGGGAAGCGGCAGCGGUAGUGGCAGUGGCAGCCAGGGCUCGGGCGACGAGCACUACACGCGCGGCCGUGGCCGAAAACCGUCUCAAGGCCAAACGGGACCACAGCACGAGUCUCCGCCGCCGCCGCCGCCGCCACCGGGCGGCCAUCGCUACAGCCCACCACGCGGCGGUGACGGGGCCUUUAUCUAG
Molecule: messenger RNA, 2553 nt
Organism: Sporothrix brasiliensis 5110
Lineage: Eukaryota; Fungi; Ascomycota; Sordariomycetes; Ophiostomatales; Ophiostomataceae
Exons: 2
Coding region: 1-2553 (850 amino acids)
Biological process (GO): magnesium ion transport
Cellular component (GO): membrane
Molecular function (GO): magnesium ion transmembrane transporter activity
Source: RefSeq, a predicted model, not a curated record